Molecule: messenger RNA, 999 nt
Organism: Peniophora sp. CBMAI 1063
Lineage: Eukaryota; Fungi; Basidiomycota; Agaricomycetes; Russulales; Peniophoraceae
Source: the annotation of a GenBank genome assembly
AUGCCAGCUCGAACACCCUCCGUCAACGCCCUCCGCUAUUUCUCGACAUCUCUACGCCGCUCCUCGCUCCCCUCACCGUUGCCCGGUGUAUCCACCGCCCUCGCGCACGCUUCCCAAGCCCAUUCCUCUUCCUCUCCACCGCACGGCGUCCUGAAUGUGUCGCCACGCCCAACUCUUGCCCAAACUUUCUCCUUACAAGGUCGCGUUGCCCUUGUAUCUGGCGCGAACCGCGGUCUAGGGCUCGAGAUGGCACUUGCACUCGCUGAGGCGGGAGCGAAAGUCGUAUGCGUUGAUCUCCCAAGAGAGCCGGGACCGGAGUUCAAGGCGGUCGACGCAUACCUGAAUGCUAUUCGGGGAAACAACGAAGAGGGAGUGGAGGCACUUGGCGGUGGCUCAGUCGGAAGCGUGCUGUACAAGCGAGCCGAUGUUUCAGAUCAGCGAGUGAUGUGGGAGCUUGGUGAGGCCAUUGGGAACGAGGAGGGCAGGAUGGAUGUGUGUAUAGCUGCUGCGGGAAUCUUGCGACCCGACAAGGACGCUUUAAAUUAUGACGCAAAGGAGUUGCAUGAGAUGUAUGAUGUGAAUGUGCAUGGUGUGCUUCAUACGGCGCAAGCAGCGGGGAGGCAGAUGGCGCGCUUUGGUAACGGCGGGAGCAUUAUUCUGAUAGCGAGUAUGAGCGGCUCGGUCACUAAUCGCGACCAGAACUGGAUAUCGUAUAACUCGAGCAAGUCUGCGGUCAUUCAGAUGGGUAGGAGCAUGGCAUGCGAGCUUGGGCCGCAGCGCAUCCGCGUCAAUACUCUCAGUCCAGGCUAUAUCUACACCGCGCUUACUGCUGCAUUCCUCGACAAGCAGCCCGGCCUUCAGAAGAAGUGGGAGAGUCAAAACCCCUUCGCGACGCCAGCACUUUCUGUACCGGUAGCGAUAUCUUGGUCAGUGGGGGACAUCACGCAUGGUAGCAUUAGCCUGUCAUAUUCAUGGAAGAUCGCAUUCGUGCCUUGUUGA